AUGCACAUCUCUCAGGACCUGUACGGCUAUGAAGGAAAUCUGACGUGUCUCUGCCUGUGCCUCUCGUGCUCCACAAAGGCCUCCAAUCAACGCGCGGUGGUGCCUGUGCGCUCCAAGGUGGUGAGCACGCUCAUCAAUGUGCACGUGUGGGGACCCCAAACGUCAACGACAGUAGUGGAGAAAAAGAAGAGCAACGGUGCUACAGUCGCGGCCAUCCUACUGGGUCUGAUCGCAACUGUCCUCGCUGUGUGUUUGACUGUCAUGUGCGUGCGAAAGUAUUGGUUGGCGCGGGAGGAGGAGGUAUAUCGGGUGGAGACACUUGACAACGAGCUGUAUCGUGUGGGACAUGAUUCCGAGCUGGAGGUGCCCGUCGAUGUGGACAUAGGAGUGAUGAAAGCGGUGGAGAGGGUGCAGUGA
Trypanosoma grayi is the source of this 417-nucleotide messenger RNA. RefSeq lists its product as hypothetical. The record is from RefSeq and is a predicted model, not a curated record. Bases 1 to 417 code for a protein of 138 amino acids. Lineage: Eukaryota; Euglenozoa; Kinetoplastea; Trypanosomatida; Trypanosomatidae. The transcript has a single exon.